AUGGUACAAGAGCAUCAUCGUCAACAUCAUCAUAACCAGCCAUCAUCAGUCGUUACUGAUUACAAUGAAAGUACGGAACAAACCAAGCUGGGACGAUCAUCCACCUUGACUACUAAAAUCAAACAUGUAGCAGGCAAUACCAUUCGCCGUUCUCUCUCACUAUCUAAUGACCCAUCGACAAAACAUGAAUCACCCAUCAAACCAAGAGGAAAACGUCAUUUUUCACGUCGACCGUUUGGCAAUAUGAAUGAACCAUGGGAAAUUUACUUCGAUCCUAAUUACACAUUUUUUGGUGGUACCAUCUUGGAUCGACGUAAAAAACAGCAAUACGAUAUGAUUCAAUUCAUGGCUUUGAAAAAUCAGCAUCUUCAUUUACAUCCACCUUCCAGUUGCACAACAUUGUCUACCACAGAAUCAUCCUCGUCCUCCUCUUGUCAUGACUCUGCCUCUUCAACUACGUUGAUGGAACAGCAACGUCAUCCAACAUUACCUCAUACCAUCAUGAACGCAGUUCAUUCUCAUUUUUUACAAACAUCAGGUAGUCAACUAAGGGAAAACGAUGAUGAUGAUGAUGAUGAUGAUGAUGAUGAUGAUGAUGAAUAUGACGAAGAGGUUGUAGAUGAAGAAGAAGAUGAGGAUGAUGAAGAAGAAGAUGAUGAUGAUGAUGAAGAAGAUGAUGAUGAUGAUGAAGAAGAUGAUGAUGAUGAAGAAGAAGAUGAUGAUGAUGAAGAUGAUGUUGAUGAUGAUGAAGAAGAAGAUGAUGAUGAUGAUGAACAAGAUGAUGAACAAGAUGAUGAACAAGAUGAUGAACAAGAUGAAGGUGAAGAUGGCGAUAAAGAUGAAGACGAAGAUGACGAUGAUGAUGAUGAUGGUGACAGCUUAUAUGAUAUUGUAGAUGAUGAUGCCAAAGAUGAUUUCGAAAAUGAUGAUGUCGAAGGUGAAGGUAACAAAGAUGAAGGUGAUGCUGCCAUCGAUGGUUCUAAAACAGAAAAAGAGACUUUCGACAUCAUUUCUCCUACAUCCACCACUGCCUCCAGUGUGUUUUACCCUGCAUUAUCUUCGCCUGUCAACGAGCAAGAUCACCAAGCGCGUUUAGAAUUACUACAAUUGAUUCGGGCGGAAGCGGCAACAACCUAUGGUCACGUCUUUUCUCCUUCAUUGGCAUCAUCUCAUCAGAAUAAUGCCAUGAUGCAUCCCAAUGUUGACUCCAAUCAUCCUGCUAUUGCCAGCAACAAUGAUCACCACAUUAAUAAUACAAUUAAUUUGAAAAAUACAAAACACCAUCAUCGGCGUCGUUCACGACAUCCUUUUCGACUCUCCAGCAACAAUCCAACAUCGACUCGAUUUCAAUGGAUGGAAAGAAAAAAAGAAUCUUUAAAACAAAAAUGUCAGAUCUCCACAUCGACCUUGGAUCUACACCGAUUUCCUCCUGAUGACAACGAUGAUGAUGACCAUAGUGAUGAUGAGGAGAAACAAUUAGAAGGUCAUCAUCAAACAAGGCUACCACCAUCCUCCUCCUCCUUAUCAUUACCGCUACCUAGGAAAUAUGAUGAAUCAAAAACGGACAUUGGUAUGACGAAACGAUCACAAAAAUGUAGAUUAUCAUUUCUUUACUUUUGCUUUGGAUUCUUAUUCCCCCCGAUCUGGAUCAUCGGUGCACUUUAUACACCUCCUGAAAAAAGGUAUCAAUCCACCAAAGGAAGACGGAUUGAUCUGAUGUGGAAAAAGGCUUGUCGUUUGGCACUCGGUUGUUUUUUAAUGGCUCUUUUGGUGAUCAUGAUUGUUAUCUUAACAUUGAAUCCUGGUGCCCUGGGUUGGCGAACCAGUGGUACGGAUGAAAGGUCAGCUCAAAAAUUUGUUCCUGUCAUGCCACCUUAUGAAGAACCUUCCUCCGCUCUCCCUUCCUCUUUGCCUUCUUUUCUUCCUCAUCAACAGCAACAACGCCAUCAUCGUCAUCAACGCCCGUCUCAUCUCGUGCCUUCUGCCAGUGGUCAACCUACUCUUUCUGUCUCUUAGUUCCUUUAUUAUCAUUGUUAUUAUUAUUGUUAUUAUUAUUAUUAUUAUUAU
Molecule: messenger RNA, 2067 nt
Organism: Halteromyces radiatus
Lineage: Eukaryota; Fungi; Mucoromycota; Mucoromycetes; Mucorales; Cunninghamellaceae
Exons: 1
Coding region: 1-2016 (671 amino acids)
Source: RefSeq, a predicted model, not a curated record